CAAUGAUAACUGCUCCUCGGACUUGUUUUCAUACAAGAUAAGCCGACCGGUUUCCAACCAAACAUAUGAUAGCUCCAUAGUAUAGUUUGAAAAUAACAUCAGUGUCUCGCCAAAUGCCAGCGUGUACGCACGUUCUAUUUUUGAAUUUUCAAACAUGGCGGCUUUGAGGUUAUAUUGCUUUUUUUUUAUCGCGGCCUUUGUUACCGGCCAGGGUUCUGACCCAAUAGUGAGAGUGAGCCAGGGCCUCCUCCGUGGAUCGUGGAAAGUAUCAGCUAAGGGGCGAAAUUACGCUAGUUUCCAAGGAAUACCGUAUGCAAGACCUCCGGUCGGCAAAUAUAGAUUCAGAGAACCUCAACAACAUAAGCCAUGGUCUGGGACAUGGGACGCCACCCGGCCAUUGUCCGCCUGCAUCCAGUACGACCCGAGCCAAAAACAAAUCAUAGGUAGCGAGAACUGUCUGUUCGUGAAUGUAUACACGCCUAAUCCGAAUGCUGCGGGCUCCUUACCUGUUCUGGUUUUCAUCCAUGGAGGCGCUUUUAUGUACGGUUCAGGAGGCUUAUACGACCCUUCGCCCCUGAUGGACCGAGACAUGGUGGUAGUCACUUUCAACUAUAGGCUCGGUCCUAUGGGUUUCCUAAGCACCGGUGACGAGGCGGCUCCCGGUAACGCCGGAUUGAAGGACCAAGCGGCCGCACUGCGCUGGGUGCGGGACAACGUCAUGAUGUUCGGCGGGAACCCUAAUAGUGUCACGUUGACCGGCUGCUCCGCUGGUGGUGCCAGCGUCCACUACCAUUACCUCUCACCACUCUCUAAGGGCUUGUUUGCUAGAGGAGUGGCGUUUAGCGGGUCAGCCUUCGCGUCUUGGACGCACGCCGUAAAACCGGCUCAGAAGGCCAGGACAUUGGCGUCCAUCGUGGGCUGCCCCACCACCACCAACAGGGAGAUGGUGGACUGCCUCAAAUACAGGCCUGCCGAGGUCGUCGUCAACGCGAUGAUCGAGAUGUUUGAUUGGAAGGUGCACAUGUUCACACCGUUCACGCCGACUGCAGAACCGGCUGGAGUGAGGGAGCCAUUCCUCAGCCAAUACCCGUUCCACGCGGCGAUGGGCGGCACCAUGCAGCGGGUACCACUUAUCACCUCCGUCACCGCUGAAGAGGGACUGUACCCCGCCGCUGCAUACCUCACGGACCCAUCGUACUUGGUCGAGUUGGAGUCUCGCUGGGCGCAGCUGGCGAGCAACAUCUUCGAAUUCAACGACACGCUGCCCGCCAGCCAGCACGCCGCAGUGGCCGCCAAGAUUAAGCAGACGUACCUCGGAGGAAAUCCUGUCAGCAUGGAGACCUUCCCGAAGCUUGUACAGGCACUUGGCGAUCGUCUCUUCAACGUGGAUGUAGGCAAGCUGGCCCAAAUCCACGCGCUGCGGUCGGGACAGCCGGUCUAUGUGUACCGAUUCGCGCACAGGGGCUCCGCGAGUCUCUCCAACUUGUUGGCAGAAAACAACGGAAACUAUGGUGUUAGCCACGCUGAUGACGUAUUGCAAGUGCUCAAAUACCCUGGCCUGGAUUUCAACACACCGGAAGACAAAAACAUGGUUGACCAACUAAUAGACAUGAUUUACAGCUACGCUACCACUGGAGUGCCCAAGUUUGGCAACGCUGCGUGGUCGCAGGUGACCGCAGGCUCCCCUGAGCUGAACUACUUGGAGAUAUCGUCGCCGUCCAGAGCUGACAUGAAGACCAGCAGCGACUUCGGACACAAAUCAUUCUGGGACAGUUUAGGGUUCAUUGAAAACGAAAACUACCAACCGUACUUAAAGGACGAACUGUAAUUGUUACAAUUUAAACUUACAUUCACAGUUCGUGUUUAAAGUUUAAACUUUAAAGUCUGUUAAAUAACAUGUGUAUCUGUAUAGUGAAUACGCUCAAUUUUGUAAUAUUUCAUGUUUUUUUUAAUUUUCAUACUUUAUUAAUGUCUUCAUAUUUCCUAAGUCCAUAAAUUACGUGAGAUUUGGGGGUAGGAGGUCGAGUCAAAUCUCAUCUAAUCUUACGUUGGAGAGAGGGGGGUCUCGGCAAAUAUCACGCAUUUUUUUUCUGAUUGAAACAAAAAAAAACCUAUAAUUUUUGUCCAUUUAAUCCAGAUUGUACAUGCUUAUGAUUUAAUCUUAAGCGUAAUCGUUAACCCUCAGCAAUAUUGAUUACUAGUCUUAACUAGUCGUAAAUAAAAGCACGAAGCAAUUUUUUUUUCCUUUUACAAUAACAAACCGACGCGUUCACGUAAGAAACCCACAUUUUGUAAAAUCUCACGUGAGAUUGGGGGAUGGGGGAGGGAGUUCAAUAAAAUCUCACGAUAUCUCACCAGGGGGGGAGGGAGGGACAAUUAAAAGAGAGAAAAUUCAAAAAAACACCUUACGUAAUUUAUGGACGUCCCCUAACAAAUCUGAAUAAGUAACUACUUAGUUAUAAGUACUUCUUAGUAUGUAGUAACUACAUAAUUCGCCGUUACACUUAAUUAAAGCACUGUAAACUACUUAACUUUAGCCCUAAGAAAAUAUAUUGUAGUAAUUUGGU
Messenger RNA from Chilo suppressalis (striped riceborer), 2567 nucleotides. The record is from the annotation of a GenBank genome assembly. Lineage: Eukaryota; Metazoa; Arthropoda; Insecta; Lepidoptera; Crambidae.